Messenger RNA from Dinoponera quadriceps, 704 nucleotides. RefSeq lists its product as uncharacterized. The annotation marks the transcript as partial. The transcript has a single exon. The record is from RefSeq and is a predicted model, not a curated record. NCBI's taxonomy places the organism in Eukaryota, Metazoa, Arthropoda, Insecta, Hymenoptera, Formicidae.
AUGUUCCAAUUUCAGUACGGCGCCGGAGGCAGAUCGAAUCAAUUAGCGGCAUCAGCACCUCGCGUCAAGCUGCGAAGGGCUUGCCAACAGCAACAGCAUCAUCAACAUUACCAACUUGCUCAGCGGCCCUUCGUCUCGACGUCCGCGAAUUGCCGCGGCGAUGAGCCGCGGCCCAGAACGAUGCCGGCGAAGCCGGCCACCAGGAUCAGCGACAAUCCCAAGGGCAGUCUCAAGCAGCGAUCGGCGAUGGUCACGUCGACGGCCUCGGCGUUGCCCAGCAACGUCACUCGGCACUUUGUCAGGACCAUGAACGGCGGUUACCUCAACAACCCGGAGUCGCCGUACGUCAGCCACCAUCAGCAGGCCAUCCGCGACUACCUGAACCAGACGAUGCCGUUGCCGGCGCAACGACACUUGCGAGCGCGAGAUCGAGCGAUCUACCAGGCCACCGGUGGCAGGAAUAACCUCGUUGACAGAUCGUGCACCGUCGCCGCGGACGUCGGCACGACCGGCGAUCAUCGUCGUGCUGCACGUGGUCAAGGUGGCAGGUUGCAGCAGAGGCAUAGCGUCGACGCCGGCUGCAUAGACCAGCGGAAGUUGUCCUCCACGUGCGACAGGUCGAAGUUCUUGGACAGUAGCAGCCAGAGGCACGGCGUGAUAGCCGCGUCCGUCUACAAGGAGCUCUGCAAUGGGUCUAUCGGGUG